UCCGCGCUCGGGGCUGGGGGAAUCUCACCGCUCCGGCCACUUCGCCCCUGGGGGCACCGAGCAGCUUUGUUCUUGGGGAGCCGCUGGGCUGGCUGCGGCUGCUGCGUUCCUCCCUAAGGAAGUAUCUCCCCUUUUCCUAUUUUUUUGUUUCUCACACAUUUUGUAUUUUAUACUCUAAGUUCCUAAGCUUGACUUUUUACUGUAUUUAUUUAGAUAUUUGUUUUAAAACUAGUUCUCUCUCCGGUCCCCUGGCCUGCGGGAGGCCACCAGACCUAUUACAAGUCUUACUAAAGGGUCAGUUUGCUAGAUUUGCGGGGGUGGGCGGGCAGAGUUGCUGGCAGCCCCCCCCCCAGGAGGGGGCUGCCCGGGGCGGGCUGCUUCUUCAGACCCCGCAGUCCGGUGUUCCGCCCUGGACUGGAACCCCAGCUGGUCUCCGUCUGAGCUUCUCCCCUAACCAGGACAUGUUCCCGUAGACCCUGACGGUGCCUCUUCCUGGCCAAGAAGCGCGCGUUCCCAAGCACGAGAGCGCCAUGGCCAGCCGGCGGGGCAGCAGUGCGGCCUGCCUGCUCUGGCUGCUGCUGCUUUGGAGUGGGGACCAUGGCUGCCAGGCCCAGAGGGCAGGUUGCAAAAGCGUCCACUACGACCUGGUCUUCCUCCUGGACACGUCGUCGAGCGUGGGCAAGGAGGGCUUUGAGAAGGUCCGGCAGUGGGUGGCCAACCUGGUGGACACGUUCGAGGUGGGCGCGGACCGCACCCGCGUGGGCGUCGUGCGCUACAGCGACCGGCCGGCCACGGCCUUCGAGCUGGACCACUUCGGCUCCCGGGCCGAGGUCAGGGCGGCGGCGCGGCGUCUGACCUACCACGGCGGCAACACCAACACGGGCGACGCGCUGCGCUACAUCACCCGCCACAGCUUCUCCCCGCGGGCCGGCGGCCGCCCCGGGGACCGCGCCUUCAAGCAGGUGGCCAUCCUGCUGACAGACGGCCGCAGCCAGGACCUGGUGCUGGCCGCCGCCACCGCCGCGCACCGCGCGGGCAUCCGCAUCUUCGCCGUGGGCGUGGGCCAGGCGCUGCGGGAGGAGCUGGAGGAGAUCGCCUCCGAGCCCAAGGCCGCCCACAUCUUCCACGUGUCGGACUUCGACGCCAUUGACAAGAUCCGGGGCACGCUGCGGCGCCGCCUGUGCGAAAACGUGCUCUGCCCCAGCGUCCGCGUGGAAGGAGAUCGCUUUAAGCACACCAAUGGCGGAACCAAGGAGAUCACAGGUUUUGACCUGAUGGAUCUGUUCAGCGUGAAGGCGAUCUUGGGGAAGAGGGAGACCGGAGCGCAGAGUUCCUAUGUCCGGAUGGGCGCCUUCCCUGUGGUGCAGAGGACCGAGGAUGUGUUCCCACAAGGUUUGCCUGACGAGUAUGCCUUUGUCACCACCUUCCGGCUCAGGAAAACGUCUCGGAAAGAGGACUGGUACCUCUGGCAGGUCAUCGACCAGUACGGCAUCCCGCAGGUGUCCAUCCGGCUGGACGGCGAGAACAAGGCCGUUGAGUACAACGCUGUGGGCGCCAUGAAGGAUGCCGUCAGGGUGGUCUUCCGAGGUCCCCGGGUCAGUGACCUCUUCGACCGGGACUGGCACAAGGUGGCCCUGAGCAUCCAGGCGCAGAACGUCUCCCUGUACAUUGACUGUGCGCUGGUGCAGACGCUGCCCCUGGAGGAGAGGGAGAACAUCGAAAUCCAGGGCAAGACCGUGAUGGGCAAGCGCCUCUAUGACAGCGUGCCCAUCGACUUUGACCUCCAGCGGGUUGUGAUCUACUGUGACUCCCGACACGCAGAACUGGAGACUUGCUGUGACAUCCCAUCGGGUCCGUGCCAGGUGACCGUCCUGACGGAGCCCUCACCCCCACCCCAGCCGCCUCCCACCUCUGGUAGUGAACAGAUCGGACUUUUGAAGACCAUCAACUGCUCCUGCCCACCUGGAGAAAAGGGCGAGAAGGGCUUCGACGGCCCCAUGGGACUCCCCGGCCCAAAGGGAGACGUGGGAGCCACUGGGCCGGUUGGAGCUCCUGGGCCCAAGGGAGAGAAAGGAGAUGUGGGCAGAGGGCCUUUUGUCCAAGGAGAGAAGGGUGAAAAGGGUUCCCCGGGCCUGCCCGGUCCCCCUGGGAGGGACGGCCCCAAAGGCAUGCAGGGGGAGCCGGGAGAGCCGGGACUGCCUGGUGAGGUGGGCAUGCGGGGAUUCCAAGGACCACCCGGACUCCCUGGACCUUCCGGACCCGUCGGCGCUCCCGGUCUCCACGGAGAGCGCGGUGAAAAGGGAGCCCAAGGAGAAAAGGGGGAGCGAGGUCUGGACGGAUUCCCUGGGAAGCAGGGGGAGACCGGAGAGCAGGGAAGACCCGGCCCUCCCGGCGUGCCAGGGCCCCAGGGAGAGAAGGGGGCUGUGGGGCCCGCAGGACCUCCUGGUGUGCCGGGCGCUGUGGUGCAGAGAGAGGGCCUGAAGGGUGAGCAGGGUGCCCCAGGACCACGAGGUCACCAGGGCCCACCUGGGCCGCCAGGAGCUCCGGGGCUUACGGGUCCGGAAGGCAAGGACGGACCUCCUGGUUUGCAAGGUCUCCGAGGGAAGAAAGGUGAGACGGGCCCUCCUGGAACCCCUGGACUGCUGGGGCCGCAGGGCCCCCCAGGACCACCUGGCCUCCCAGGACCCCCUGGACCCGGAGGCCCGCCGGGUUUACCUGGAGAGAUCGGCUUCCCGGGAAAACCUGGGUACCCCGGGCAGGCGGGACCACCAGGAAAGGACGGGCUGGACGGACCCCUAGGCCUGCCGGGACCCAAGGGAGCCCCAGGAGAGAGAGGGGACGACGGUCUGCCUGGACAGCCUGGCCCUCGGGGUGAAGUUGGGGAGCGGGGCCUGGCAGGCCGACCCGGAGAGAAGGGAGAGGCGGGGCUCCCAGGUUCUCCAGGAUUCCCAGGCAUGCAGGGAGAGAAAGGAAAACAGGGAGAGAAAGGGGAGCGGGGGCUCCCGGGACUGAAAGGUGACCGAGGGGAAAAGGGUGACGCUGGCCCAGCCGGCCCCCCUGGCUCACCUGGAACUACGUCCCUCUUCACGCCGCACCCGAGACUGCCAGGAGAGCCAGGGCCCAAAGGAGAGAAGGGCGAUCCUGGCGCGCCUGGGGACCCGGGACCACAGGGUCAUCCUGGAGAAUUGGGGCCUCGGGGACCCACUGGACCACCGGGUGCCAGGGGUCAAGAAGGUGCACAGGGGACGCCUGGAGCAGCUGGGAACCCCGGCGUUCCUGGGCCUGCAGGCCCCCCUGGUCCCAGUGGCCCCCCAGGAAGUGCGGGCCCCCCUGGCAUCAGAGGGAAGGAUGGCGAGCGCGGAGAGAAGGGAGCCGUGGGAGAAGAAGGGAGCCCAGGGCCAGCUGGCCCCAGGGGUGACCCCGGAGCCCCGGGGCUCCCUGGGCCACCUGGAAAAGGGAAAGAUGGAGAGCCGGGGCUUCGUGGACCGCCUGGGUUACCUGGGCCUCUAGGAACCAAGGGAGACCGCGGUGCACCUGGGACCCCUGGCUCUCCUGGCAGCCGCGGAGACCCGGGCGUUGGGGCUGCUGGCCCUCCUGGCCCCUCCGGACCACCAGGAGAGAAAGGGCCUCCGGGAUCUCGAGGCCCCCCUGGAUUCCCAGGCCCCCAGGGACCAGCCGGCCAGGAUGGUGUACCAGGAAGUCCAGGAGAGAGAGGGCCUCCUGGCAAACCAGGACCCUCUCCGCUACUGUCUCCAGGGGACGUAAAUCUCUUGGUUAAGGACGUGUGCAAUGACUGCCCUCCAGGCCCCCCGGGCCUCCCUGGUCUGCCAGGUUUUAAAGGGGACAAAGGUCUCCCAGGAAAGCCAGGGAGAGAAGGCGCAGAAGGGAAGAAGGGAGAUGCUGGUCCCAGAGGCCUCCCAGGGCCCCCAGGAAUAGCUGGACCACAGGGAAGUAAAGGAGAGCGUGGUGCAGAUGGUGAGACUGGGCAGAAAGGCAGUCAGGGUUAUCCAGGAGUUCCAGGUUUCAUGGGGCCCCCAGGGAACCCAGGGCCACCAGGAGCAGAUGGAAUUGCGGGAGCUGCUGGACCGCCAGGAAUCCAAGGAUCCCCAGGGAAAGAAGGUCCUCCAGGCCCCCAAGGUCCCUCUGGAUUACCUGGCAUCCCAGGAGAAGAAGGCAAAGAGGGCAGGGAUGGAAAACCAGGGCCCCCUGGAGACCCGGGCAAAACAGGAGAGCCGGGGCUGCCAGGACCGGAGGGUGCCCGAGGUCCCCCUGGCUUCAAGGGACACACGGGCGACUCUGGCCCCCCUGGCCCCCGGGGAGAGCCUGGUGCCAUGGGGCCCCCUGGCAAGGAAGGGUCACCAGGAAAAGACGGUGACGUGGGACCCACAGGGCCACAGGGUCCCCAGGGACUGAGGGGCCUGCCGGGUAAGAACGGACCGCCUGGCUCUCCAGGAGACCCUGGCACUCCAGGAAACCCCGGCCAGAAGGGCACCAAGGGAGAACACGGCAGCCCAGGACUCCCUGGCUUCCUGGGUCCCCGUGGGCCUCAGGGAGAGCCCGGGGAGAACGGAGUCCCGGGCAAGGAGGGGGCCCCUGGGAAGCCUGGAGAGCCAGGACCCAAAGGAGAAAGGGGAGAUCCUGGCAUCAAAGGUGACAAAGGACCUCCUGGUGGGAAGGGCCAGCCUGGGGACCCUGGAAUCCCAGGCCACAAAGGUUAUACAGGCCUAAUGGGCCCCCCAGGACCACCUGGGGAGAACGGGCCAGUCGGGCCUCCGGGGCCUCCGGGCCAGCCAGGAUUUCCCGGACUGAGGGGGGAGUCUCCAUCCAUGGACAUCCUGCGGCGGCUCAUCCAAGAAGAACUUGAGAAACAGCUGGAAACCAAACUCACCUACCUCCUGGCCCAGAUGCCCUCCGCGCACAUGAAGGCCACCCAAGGCCGACCCGGGCCCCCGGGGCCACCUGGAAAAGAUGGGCUUCCAGGUCGGGCAGGCCCCAUGGGGGAGCCAGGACGGCCUGGGCAAGGGGGUCUGGAAGGACCCUCUGGACCCAUGGGUCCCAAAGGUGAGCGAGGAGCCAAAGGUGACCCAGGUGCCCCUGGAGUCGGCCUCCGGGGCGAGACCGGCCCCCCCGGAAUCCCAGGUCAACCCGGGGAGCCUGGCUAUGCUAAAGAUGGGCUCCCCGGCAGUCCCGGCCCUCAAGGGGAGACAGGACCAGCUGGACACCCUGGCCCCCCAGGCCCUCCCGGCCCCCCUGGCCAGUGUGACCCCUCCCAGUGUGCCUACUUCGCCAGCCUCGCCGCUGCCCAACCUGGGAAUGUGAAGGGUCCCUAGAAGAUUCUGGAAUGCCAGGAGACAGCGGUGGAUUUGUGAAACUUGAACUCAGAGCCCAAUGGGAAGCCAGAGGUCUUGAAGCAUUUCAGCCAUGUGUUUUUUCUUUCUUUCUUUCCUUUAUCAUUUAUUUUUGUUUUAUUUCCUUAAGAGACCUCAAGAUUAUUAAAACCAACAGAUGCUGCCGGUCGGUCAGAUUAAGAUUAAUAUUAUUAUUAUUGUUUAUUAUUAUUAUUGUUAUAAUUAUUAUUAUUAUUAUUUCAUAUGAUAAUGCUUUUCAAGUUUUCCCCUCUCCUCUAAAGUUGGGAAAACUUGAUUCAUGGGGACUGGAUUGUCACUUGUUCUCCUGACAGCCCCCAUCGGAAGUGUAGCUGCCAAUUUUAAGGAAACUCUUGGUGCUAUGAAACCCUGCCAGUCACUUGCCAAAUGUACCUCUUUCCUCAAAAGGAAACUUUAAGAAAAUGAGACAAUAGCCUUCUAUUCUUCGUUGUGCCCAGAGGUCGCCCAGGGAGAAAUUAUCCACAAGUCGUCACUUCCCAGGAGAGAGAAGUGAAGCAGAAAGAAGGAAAAAUUUGCAGCCACGAGGAAUGUUCUCUCCUCCUGAUGGAAAGCGCACAGAGAAGAGCUCAGAAUCGGUCCUUGGGGAGCAGACUUGGCCACCUCAGGGUUUCAGACCUGCAGAAGCGAAAUUACGUCACAUGGCUGGCAACAGCUUCGCGGAACGCCAUGUCUGGGCCCAAAAUGGGGCGUCUGGUGUGGAAAGCAGCUCCUGGGCGCUCAUCUGGCUUCGAAGCCAUGGAAAGGACCCCUCCCAGCUCCUCGCGGUUGGUGUCACUCAUUUUAAUUUUAAAACGAGGAGGUCCAGAGACCCAUGUGCUCGCCUGACAGUGGGCAGUUGGCCGGGGUGCUGGCCAGAGCUGGGAAGUCUGGGCCUCCAGCUUCCAUCUCUGAGACAAACCGCAUCGAGCCUGUGUGUAAGCUCCGCCCGGCGCAGACAGGUGCUCAAUAAAUCCGAGUUUCCUGCUCCUCGGUUCCA
This is a messenger RNA of Camelus dromedarius (Arabian camel), 6363 nucleotides long. RefSeq names its product collagen type XXII alpha 1 chain (gene COL22A1). The transcript has 64 exons. The record is from RefSeq and is a predicted model, not a curated record. Gene Ontology annotation, molecular function: extracellular matrix structural constituent conferring tensile strength. Gene Ontology annotation, biological process: extracellular matrix organization. NCBI's taxonomy places the organism in Eukaryota, Metazoa, Chordata, Mammalia, Artiodactyla, Camelidae. The coding region runs from base 531 to 5330 and encodes 1599 amino acids.